AUGCACACCGCAUCCACCACGAGCACACGGCACACAUCAAUCAUGUCUUCCUUCAGCAAGGUCAUCGCACUUGCUGCGCUCAUCUGCACUCUCGCUCCUUCCGCCACAGCACACAGCUGGAUUGAGGAGUACCAGGUCAUCAACGCCAACGGUUCUUACUGCGGUGCACGUGGCUAUUCGCGAGGAUACGUUCCACGUACAGACCCCACGUUCACAGGCAACAGUGACAUGUGGAUGCUUCCUUCGCUUGAGGCACGAAAUGACGACGGCACUGCCCGUACACGAAUCAACUCGACCGACUCUCUCUGCCACCCGUCGCAGCGAACCCCAACUUACACCUCGGCAUACCCUAAACUCAAGGUCUCUCCAGGCGACUACGUUGCCAUGAAGUACCUUGAGAACGGCCACGUUACACUUCCAUGGAACAUCACAGGCAAGCCAUUCGGUGGUGGCACAAUCUUCGUCUUCGGCACCACUCAACCAUCCGAUGACGAGAAGAUUGCCGAUGUCAUGAAGUGGAACACCGAGGGCACUGGCGGUAACAAGAAGGGUUUCCUCAUGACCGCACAAAACUACGACGACGGUCGAUGCCACCAGCUCAACUGCGGUGACAUCUCCCAAGAGCGUCAAAGGCUUGAGCCCAACCACGUCGCCGACCAGCCAACUUCCGGCGUCGAGGACUGGUGUGAGACCGAUCUCAAGAUCCCCGAGACCGUCAAACCAGGCUCCCUCACCACCUACUGGGUCUGGCAGUGGCCUACCAACCCCAACGAGGACUGCAACACCCCAGCCGGCAAAGACGAGUACUACACGACUUGCGCCGACUUCGACGUUGUCGCAGACAACUCAGCCGCCGAGGCUCCUUUCAGCGUCGGCGCCGGUGGCAACCCGCGAUCUGUCGCCGUCUCCAACUACAAAUCCCGCACGGCCUACACCGUUUCGCCGACUGCGGUCCUCCAGGAGCACAACACCGUCGUUGGAGGCUCCAUGCCCACUGUCAACCCUGCCUUCGUCAGCGCUUGCUCCGUCCAAGCCUCCGUCAUCAAAGCCGGCAACCUCGGCGUCUGGCCAGAGGUCUACGUCCCGAAUUCCUGCGACGUUCCCACCUCCUUCGGCACACCCGCCGCUUCGGCUUGGAAGGACUCCGUCAAGAGCGCGUAUGCUUCAUACACUGCUGGCUCAUCAUCGGCCUACAGCUCCGCCUUCGCCGCUGCUGGAAUCCCAGUCCCGAGCCGAACCCCCUGGAACGCCCAGGCAAGCAGGACCGGCACGCAGGUCCAGCCUACUGCCGCCCCUAACGCUUCGCCGGCUCCUACCGGCUCAGGCAACGCCCCGGCUCCAAGCGCCCCCGUCGCCACGGCUCCUUAUGCUAACAGCACAAGUCCCGCUGGCUCUGAGGCGCCUGCUGUUCAAGUCACGACAAUUACGACCGUUCUCGUCAUCACUUCGACCCUUCCGGCUGGGCAGCCGGUUCCUUCUGCGUCCGCGUAUGCAUCCGCGCCGAGCAGCGAGACACCGAGCACCUUUGCGACCGCGCCUGCUGGCGUCUCUCCUUCAUCAUACGAGGGUUCGCUUCCAAUGCCAGCGACGACACCAAUCGCAUCUGCUUCCGCACCUGCACCAGCGCCUGCUGACACCAACGGCAUCCCGACCAUCUCGACUAAGGCUGCGUCUGCUUCGAAUUACAGACGCCAUGCUAGGGAUGUUAGGCGCUAA
Fulvia fulva is the source of this 1716-nucleotide messenger RNA. RefSeq lists its product as uncharacterized. The coding region runs from base 1 to 1716 and encodes 571 amino acids. The transcript has a single exon. NCBI's taxonomy places the organism in Eukaryota, Fungi, Ascomycota, Dothideomycetes, Mycosphaerellales, Mycosphaerellaceae. The record is from RefSeq and is a predicted model, not a curated record.